Epinephelus fuscoguttatus (brown-marbled grouper) is the source of this 2380-nucleotide messenger RNA. RefSeq names its product internexin neuronal intermediate filament protein, alpha b (gene inab). Gene Ontology annotation, molecular function: structural constituent of postsynaptic intermediate filament cytoskeleton. The transcript has 3 exons. Lineage: Eukaryota; Metazoa; Chordata; Actinopteri; Perciformes; Serranidae. The record is from RefSeq and is a predicted model, not a curated record. Gene Ontology annotation, biological process: intermediate filament organization. Bases 214 to 1662 code for a protein of 482 amino acids. Gene Ontology annotation, cellular component: postsynaptic intermediate filament cytoskeleton; cytoplasm; intermediate filament.
UCAGGAUUAUUGCAGACUAAUUAUAGUUACACCAAUAAGUAAAAUUCACCUUUAGCACAAUAAUCAGCAAUGUUUCGUAUAUUUACUACAACCUGACGCAUGUGAAAGAACUGAGUCUGGAUGUUACCCUCGGGCAUUAAUGAGUGAUUGGGCUGGUCCCCCUAUAAAAAGGAGGCGCGCCCACUGCACUGCUCUGUCUCCAUACACGCCACGAUGAGCUACGGAUCUGAAGUCUUUUCCUCCUCCUCCUACCGAAAGAUUUUCGGGGAUUCUCCCCGUUAUUCGUCCUCUCCAUCCCGGUCAGGGAUAAAUGUAUCCUCCUCACGGGCAGGGUACCGGUCCUCCUCUGUAUCCCGGAGCAACGUCUCAUCCCUGGGCGCGUACAACAGAAAGUCCGGCCGCUCCUAUUCAUCCAUGCCACUGGAAACCUUCGACCUGACACAGAGCAGUGUCCUCAACAAUGAGUUCAAAAUCAUCCGCACCAAUGAGAAGGAGCAAAUGCAGGGUCUUAAUGACCGCUUUGCAAUGUUCAUCGAUAAAGUGCGCAACUUGGAGCAGCAUAACAAAGUGCUGGAAACGGAGUUGACUGCCCUGCGCCAGCGGCAGACCGAGCCGUCCCGCCUGGCCGAUCUUUACCAACAAGAGAUCCGUGAGCUGCGCUCCCAGCUGGAGGAGCUGAACGGGGAGAAGUCCCAGCUCAUCAUCGAGAGGGAUUGUAUCGAAGAUGACCUGCAGAAGCUCAGGGGGAAAUACGAAGAGGAGUACCGUGCCCGGGAGGACGCGGAGGCCACCCUCAAGGCUUUCAAGAAAGAUGUGGAUGAUGCCACCAUGGUGCGCCUGGACCUGGAGAAGAAGGUGGAAUCUCUGCUGGAUGAGAUCAACUUCCUCAGGAAGGUGCACGAAGAGGAGGUGGCCGAGCUGACGGACAUGAUCCAAGCUGCCCAGGUGUCCGUGGAGAUGGAGGUGUCCAAGCCGGACCUCACCUCUGCCCUCAAAGAGAUCCGAGGCCAGUACGAGUCCAUGGCAUCCAAGAACCUGCAGUCCGCCGAGGAAUGGUACAAGACCAAGUUCGCCGACCUGUCCGAACAGGCCACCCGGAGUAACGACGCCAUCCGCGCCAGCAGGGAGGAAGCCAACGAGUUCAGGAGGCAGCUGCAGUCCAAGACCAUCGAGAUAGAGAGUCUGAAGGGAACCAACGAGUCUCUGGAAAAGCAGCUCCGGGAGAUGGAGGAGAGGCACAGUGUGGAGAUCGGAAACUACCAGGACAACAUGGUAGAGCUGGAGAAUGACCUGAGGGCCACUAAGAGUGAGAUGGCUCGUCACCUGAGGGAGUACCAGGAUCUGCUGAAUGUCAAGAUGGCACUGGAUAUUGAAAUUGCAGCCUACAGGAAACUACUUGAGGGAGAGGAAACCCGCAUCGGGACAGGGAUCACCUACCCUGGCUCCGUGAGCGCAAGUGUUGGGCAAGGCUACAACUACCAGGCCCGUAUUUACACCAGCUCUGGCAAGGGCUCCAAGAGCAAGGAUGAGGAGCAGCAGCAGCAGGGCAAGUCUGGAGGCAAGGUGUCCCAGCAUGAGGUUUAUGAGGAGACAGUGAUCACCACCAAGAAGAUGGAGAAGCCGCAAGACCCCAGCGACAUUCCCACCAAUCAGAAAAACUAAGAGUCUGCUGUAAGCUUGUUUUUGACCCCUGAAGCUUCCCUCUACCUUUGCAAACCUAUACCUCUCCUCAUUUCCCAUGCUAAAACAAACCCUGAGCUUUUGCACUUAAGCACUUGUGGGGAUCUAAGAUGAUAGUUUGCCUCUUCACUAUAAGCACAGUAAGAUCAUGGUCUCUGUCUGCACUGUUGUGCAUUGGAUGUCCACAAGUGCGUAGAGUGCAGGUGUUUGUUUUACCUGGGUUUAUCCUUCCCUUUCCCAUUUCUCCCCCCACAUGUGUUCCCCAAAGGAAAUCCAUUAUAACUCUACUGUAACCAUCACUCUUUACAAACCACUCUACAUCUGUGCUCUCUCUGUCUCCCUCACACACUCAACAUCAAACAAUAACAAGCACUUAAGUAGCAUCUCUUAUAGAACUAUGGUCUUUCGAGAUAAAAUACUCAACCGGUCUUAAACACUUUGGUCUGAUGUUACAUCGAUAUGUGAUACUGAAACACGGUAGAUAAUAUCUCCGGUCAUUCACUACUACCACAAGCUGUGAGAUACUCUCAACACAUUCCAAUGGAAGCAUGUGUGUGUGCGUCCACUUAUUCAAUACAUAAAGAUAUUACUAUGGCAGUUUAGUGAGGAAGCACACAGUCUACAGUCAAAGGAAACCAGCCAAAAUCGACCAUAAUAAAUGAUAGUGUCUUGCUGAGCCAUUAGUUCGAGUUCCUAAAAA